UAAAAAUAAUUACUAGAAAAAAAAUAUUGUCAUGGGAGAAACAGAUUAGAAGAAAAAAUAAUAAUAAUGUCGCAUUCUCAUCGCAAUAUGCUAUGCAAUUGCUCAGAUGAUUGAGAGAGAAAGAGAGAGAGAGAGAGAGAAUCAGAGAAGAGGAGUAAUUCAAAUUUUGCUGGAUUCAAAUCUCUUCCCUAUAUGAUUUGUGGAUGUUGAUAUAGAUAUCAUAAGGAGAGAGGGAAACUAGGAGGAUAAUGUCGGGGCUGAGCGACGGCGGGGCCGGGGAGAGGGAGGCGCUGGCGCCGAGCGCGCCGGCAGCGGCGCCGCGGGGGUCGAUCGUGGAGUCGUUCCGGGGCUGCGGGAUCGGCGGCGGCGGGGGGAGGGCGGAGAGGGAGGAGCUGCGGCAGAGGGUGGCCAUCCCCGGCCGCAUCCUGGCGGCGAUGGCGGCCGCAAUGCGGUCCAAGGACCCGAACUCCGCCGCCAAAAGCGCCGCCACCGCAGCCACCGAGGAGGAGGAGGAGGAGGAUGAGGAGGAUGCCGCCGCCGCCGCUGCUGCCGCUGCCGAGGUGGAGGGGAGGGUGGUCGAGGAGGAUCUCCCGGAGGCGCCCAUGGUGGCCUUCGUGAACUCCCGCAGCGGCGGCCGCCACGGCCCCAUCCUCAAGGGCCGCCUCCAGGAGCUGAUCGGCGAGGAACAGGUCUAUGAUCUUUUAGCUGUCGAGCCUUCGGAGUUUGUCUGGUACGGUUUGGGCUGCUUGGAGAAUCUGGCAGAUCUCGGUGAUUGCUCUGCAAGGGUCGUGCGCGAGAAGCUGAGAAUCAUGGUUGCAGGAGGUGAUGGUACAGUUGGUUGGGUGUUAGGAUGCCUGGCAGAGCUAUAUGUGCAAAAAAGAGAGCCAGUUCCACCGAUCGCCAUUAUCCCACUCGGAACAGGAAAUGAUCUUUCUAGGAGCUUCAGUUGGGGGCCUUCGUUUCCAUUUGCAUGGAGAUCAGCAGUCAAACGUUCUCUCUACAAGGCAAUGACGGGUCCAAUUUGCCGCCUAGACAGUUGGGAUGUGACCGUCUCUAUGCCGGCAGGAGAAGAAGCGGAUGUAGAACUGCCACACUCUCUUAAGCCUCUGGGAAUGUGCGCUUUUGAUAAGGAUGGAUACAUUGAGGGUGAUUUGCCAGAAAAGGUUUCUUGCUUUAAUGGAGUCUUCUAUAAUUAUUUUAGUAUAGGAAUGGAUGCUCAGGUUGCGUAUGGAUUUCAUCAGUUGCGUGAUGAGAAACCGUUCCUUGCCCCCAGUCCAUUAGCUAAUAAGUUGAUUUAUGCAGGAUAUACCUGUAAGCAAGGAUGGUUCUUUACACCAUGCAUCAGUGAUCCAAGUUUAAGAGGACUGAAGAACAUUCUUCAGCUAUCGAUUAAGAAGAUUGAUAGCUCAGAUUGGGAGCAGAUUCCCGUACCUUCAAGUGUUAGGGCUAUAGUUGCUUUGAAUCUUCACAACUAUGGGAGUGGAAGGAAUCCAUGGGGCAAUUUGAAACCUGAUUAUUUAGAAAAGAGAGGAUUUGUCGAGGCCCAAGUUGAUGAUGGCCUGCUUGAAAUCUUCGGAUUAAAGCAAGGGUGGCAUGCUUCACUUGUGAUGGUAGAGCUCAUAUCGGCUAAACACAUUGCCCAGGCUGCAGCAAUUAGAUUGGAAAUCAGAGGGGGCCAAUGGAGAGAUGCGUACAUGCAAAUGGAUGGCGAGCCAUGGAAACAGACGAUGAGCAGGGACUAUUCUAUCUUCGUCGAUAUAAAGAGGGCGCCGUUUCAGUCGCUAAUCAUUAGUGGAGAGUGAACAUGUGCACGGUUCACUCAAAUUGGAUAAGGGUAGUUCUUUUCACUCCGGAGAAAGCAGAAAUGAUCGCUUCGUAGUAAUUCCUGGUUAUUCUGAUUAUUUACGGAUAUCUAAUAACACAAUUCGUGUAGCCAAAGAGGAUUAAUUGUUCGUUUCACCGACCGAUUCCUACUCAUCAGCUGGUCUCAAUUGAAAUGCUGUAGCACACGGAUCGUAACAAGAUAACAUCGUCGAAUACUUCAUAUCUUAACUGCAUUUGGCUGUUGGGAUGACAGCGAAGAGUUUGGAGACUUUCGAAAGUCGGCGUCGUGAUGUAAUUGUAAAUUGGAAGUCGAAGAUUUGUUUACUAAUUCGUCUGUAAAAAUUUUUAUGUGUAAUCAUUUACCUUCUCUCAUGGUUGGAAAUUAUGAUUUGGUGUAUAUGAUUAUAUGAUUAUUUGUUGUAUAGAAGUGAGGUAUGACUCUUUAACUUUUGAAUGUAACUACAAGAAGAGGCAAACAAGGAGGAUAUUUAACAGGACAACCCAUUUGCCUUUGUAUGGAUUCUGAAAACAUGUCUCCGAAAAUUCGACCUUGGUGAAGAU
Molecule: messenger RNA, 2385 nt
Organism: Ananas comosus (pineapple)
Lineage: Eukaryota; Viridiplantae; Streptophyta; Magnoliopsida; Poales; Bromeliaceae
Product: diacylglycerol kinase 4-like
Exons: 13
Coding region: 249-1802 (517 amino acids)
Molecular function (GO): ATP-dependent diacylglycerol kinase activity
Source: RefSeq, a predicted model, not a curated record